Molecule: messenger RNA, 909 nt
Organism: Bipolaris victoriae FI3
Lineage: Eukaryota; Fungi; Ascomycota; Dothideomycetes; Pleosporales; Pleosporaceae
Exons: 2
Coding region: 1-909 (302 amino acids)
Source: RefSeq, a predicted model, not a curated record
AUGAACACACAGGUUGAUUGGCAGGACCCGGAUUUCCGUGUAGCGAAUCACGAACCCCUACGGAACAUCUCAUCCACAUUUGUUGCCUACUAUCCUCCUUGCGAUCACAACGGCAAACCAAGAGCAGAUUGGGCAGGUCAGAGAAAUGAUGCAGCUAACUGGCAAGGGUUCUCAGGCACCCUUACUUUAUGUCUUCAAACGCUGAAGUCGGCCUAUAACUCGACAAUGCAGACCGAGAUCAUCGACACGCAGAUUGACCUAGACUGGCAAAUAAAGCCAGGAGUUUCGAACGGUAGUCAAUACCGGUACUGCGUUACGGGCAAGGACAACGAAGAAUAUUGCGUGGGCGAUGCAGACAUCACGGAAUGGGAAUUUCUGAUGGCAAAAUCACUUACCGGUGCAGCUGCUAUAUAUCCUAACGAGACCGAACAUGGAUUUACCGGUCAAUUUGCCCCAAAUAUUGCCACGGAUGUCCUUGGAGACAGUCCAGCGCACUGCAACGGAUCGGUUGAAGGAGGCUUCGAAAAAAGGAUGAACAACAUUGCCAUCUCGAUGAGCAACGCCCUUCGUACCGGGAGUAAUGCAGUACCCCUCAAAGGAGUAGAGUGGAACAAAGAGCAAUUCUUCGACGUCACUUUCUACUGGAUGGCUCUCCCACUGGCGAUAUACCUUACCAUAACGCUUUUCCUCUUUUCCACCAUUGUUACUUCGAGUAAAGCUGAUACACCGCUGUGGAAGUCUUCAUCACUCGUUUUACUAGAGGCUAUGAAUCCGUCGAAUCGUAUGCAGAGCUUAGAUGAAGUAGAGUCGGAGGCGCGUGGCACGCGUAUAAAGUUGCAACAUACAGGUGAGAACUGGCAUCUGCAGAAUAUGCAGGUACCUAGUGUAGCUAGGGGAGAUGUCAUUUAA